Molecule: messenger RNA, 1377 nt
Organism: Acytostelium subglobosum LB1
Lineage: Eukaryota; Evosea; Eumycetozoa; Acytosteliales; Acytosteliaceae
Exons: 4
Coding region: 1-1377 (458 amino acids)
Biological process (GO): L-serine catabolic process; folic acid metabolic process; tetrahydrofolate interconversion
Cellular component (GO): cytoplasm
Molecular function (GO): cobalt ion binding; serine binding; glycine hydroxymethyltransferase activity
Source: RefSeq, a predicted model, not a curated record
AUGGUAGAGUUUGUUGGCCAUAGAUCGCUCAACGUCGUUGACGAGGAGAUCUUUAACUUGAUUGGAAAGGAGAAGAGAAGACAGCAAGAUGGUUUGGAGCUCAUUGCUUCAGAGAACUUCACAUCAAAGGCUGUGAUGGAGGCUAUUGGAUCUCAUUUCACCAACAAGUACGCAGAGGGAUACCCAGGUGCUCGUUACUAUGGUGGUUCCGAGGUUGUCGAUGAGUUGGAGAACCUGUGCAUCAAGAGAGCUCUCGAGUGCUUCCACGUCGAUGCCGCUCAAUGGGGUGCCAACGUUCAGCCAUACUCUGGUUCACCAGCCAACUUUGCCGUCUACACUGCUCUCCUCAAGCCACACGACAGAAUCAUGGGUCUUGAUCUCCCAUCUGGAGGACAUCUUACUCACGGUUAUCAAACAGAAAAGAAGAAGAUCUCUGCCAGUUCAAUCUUCUUUGAGUCGAUGCCAUACCAAGUGAGCACCAGCACUGGUCUGAUUGACUACCAACGUUUGGAGGAGAACGCACUGUUGUUCAAGCCCAAGCUGAUCAUUGCCGGUGCCUCUGCCUACCCAAGAGAGUGGGACUACAAGAGAAUGAGAGCGAUUGCUGACCGUGUCGGUGCCUACCUCAUGUGUGACAUGGCUCACUACAGUGGUCUGGUCGCUGCCAAGCUGCUCGACUCACCAUUCAACUACUGUGACGUCGUCACCACCACCACCCACAAGACUCUGAGAGGCCCACGCUCUGGAAUCAUCUUCUUCCGUCGCGGCAAGCGCACCACCGCCGACGGCAAGUUCAUCGAGGACUACGACCUCGAGAGCAGAAUCAACCAGGCUGUCUUCCCAUCGCUCCAGGGAGGCCCACAUGAGAACGUCAUUGCUGGUGUUGCCGUAGCCCUCAAGGAGGCCUCGCAGCCAGACUACCAUGCAUACGCCGCUCAGGUCCAGAAGAACGCCCGCGUCAUUGGUGAGGCCCUCGUCGAGAAGGGAUACAAGCUGGUGACCAACGGCACUGACAACCAUCUGAUCCUCUGGGACCUCCGUCCACAGGAUCUCACCGGAAGCAAGUUUGAAAAGGCAUGCGACCACGCCAACAUCACCGUCAACAAGAACUCUGUCUAUGGAGAUGUCAGCGCCCACACACCAGGCGGUGUCAGAAUUGGUGCGCCCGCUCUCACCUCGAGAGGCAUGAACGAGGAGGACUUUAAGAAGAUCGCCGAGUUCCUCGACCGCAUUCUAAAGAUUUCGCUCGCCAUCCAAGCCAAGGUUGGCAAGAAGCUGGUGGACUUUGUCGCUGCCCUCGACACCAACGAGGAUAUCAAGGCUCUCAAGUUGGAGGUUCAAGAGUUUGCUCUCAAGUUCCCACUUCCAGGUUUCUAA